UUCGGAAACUUUAUACAGCUUUACUUUUCCUGUUCAUUCGUAAAUAAUGAAGAUUAAACGUGUACCGAUAAGCGAACGCCAGGUUAAAAACCAGAAAGACGCAAAACGCUGUUUCAUUUUUUAAGCAUUCCAAUUUGAUUUUCAUCAAAGAAUAUCGAGAAAACUGUGAAAAUCUUAGUAACAUAAUAUAAAGUGAUUAUUAAUUCAUGAAGUGGCGCAUCGAAAUCUUUAUUUUCUCUAAAUUUAACGUCACAAAAGAUGACGCGAAAGUAAUAAUAUAUAAAAUAUGUUUGGUAGAUGAACAUUCUCAGUGUGCUCGAAUCCUAUUUUCACUGUACAAAUUUUGAUUUCUAUAUUAUACUUAUGAACGCGUUAAAAAAUAUGUGUUCCUUAAAUGUAAUGUUGAUACCGUGUGCAAGCGAUGCCGUGGCCAUUUUCAUGUGUGCUCCAGUUUCGUAAUCAUUAUCAACUCCAUAUUUGAAUUCAACAAGUAAUGCAGUGGCGUGUUUCGUUUAUUCACGAAUUUUUGUGCCGCUUCGCGAGGUGCCAGUUCACUGACAAUGCAUUCAUUUUCACAUUUUCAUUCCGACUGUGCAGCCGCGAGAAAAAUCAUUGCAAGGAAUAAACAUAAUUUCUCAAAAUAUGUACGUCUGUGAAAAAUCUGUUUAUCGCAUUCCACGUAGGUCGGAUUUUAUGUGAAUACUAUAAUCGUGAUAUAACAAAUGCGAAGUGGAACGAAAAUCGUUUAAAAAUGACUCCGAAAGUGAUCCUAGGUACGAAACGCUGUUAAUAAGGACAACAAACGUGUUGAAAAACUGGUGCGCUGCGUGGACGCCAUUUUUUUUUUAAAUCGUUUAAAAGUAUAUUAUUGCUAUGAAGAAUUCAGUGAAUUGGAACACGUGUGCAGUGUUUGCAACGCCGUUAAUUACAGUGCAAGAUAACGUGAAAAUUGGUGGGGAAUCAAUUGAGCCUGUUAAAGUUUAUUUUCGAUACCAAUGCGUUCGCAAUAGGGCGGCCAUUUUGUCGCUUAUUAGUGGAUAAACAAAUGACGAUGUUGGUACUCUGGGUUCGAGGCUAUAGGCACGUCAGACGCGCGAAAAUUCAAUUUUAUUCCCCACUGACAAAAAUAGUACUUGAGACAAUAUGCCACCGGAUAGACCAGAUGCAUCAGGUGCAGAAACUGAAAUAGGACUGAGUAGUACUCAGGUUCUGAAUUUUGGAGAAACAGUAUACAAAAUGAAAGAAAAAGAAAACACAAAUGCUUUGGUUGAAACAAAUUCAACAGAUGAACUCUCUAUGUCUGAAAAGUCAGUAGAGAAAAAUAGUCAGUCAGACGAUGAUCUAACUUCUUUGAGUUGGCUCCAUCAACAGAAUUUAUUAAAGGGCUUGGAUAUUUCGAAUCCUACUAAAGAUACCAAAAAUGAGAAUGUUUUAAACAAUAAUGUUUGUGAUGAUACAGCAGAUUUUUCUGAAAAUACAAAUUCUGUUUCAAGUUUAGAUGAUGGUUACUGUCCAGCAGAUAAUAAUGGCAGGAUAAAUAACUCAACAUCGCAUGGUAAUAGUCAAAGCUAUCAGCAUUCAAAUAAAAAUGGUCAAAAGUCAAUCUUUCAGGAGUCGGUAAAAAAUCAUUAUAAUAGUUCACAAAAUAAUCAAACAAAGAUUUCUUUGAACAACAAUAAUCUGCCAGUUUCGAAUCGCAACAAACACCCUACUCAUAUACCAUAUGAUCCUCAUUUGCACAGAAACAGUAAACCACCAUAUUCAUUUUCUUGUUUAAUUUUCAUGGCUAUCGAAGAUAGCCCUGUAAAAGCUCUACCAGUCAAGGAAGUAUAUGCGUGGAUUUUGGAUCACUUUCCAUAUUUUAGGAAUGCUCCAACUGGAUGGAAAAAUUCUGUUAGACAUAAUUUGAGCCUAAAUAAGUGUUUUCGCAAAGUAGAGAAAGCACCGAAUUUAGGCAAAGGUUCAUUAUGGAUGGUAGAUGCUCAGUAUCGUCCAAAUCUGAUACAAGCAUUAUCUCGUGCUCCUUUCCCUCCUCCUACGGCUCAAACACUCUCUUCGUCAGAAAAGCCUCAAAAAAAGAAUACAAGUACACGCCUUCCAGAUCCUAUUCUCUUUCCAUAUCUUUCCAAAAGACUGGCAUCAAGUAACAUUACCGAUAACACAGACACUGAAGUAGACAGCGAUGUAGAUGCAGCAGCUGCUGCAAUGCUUUCUUUCAAACAUGGACCUAUUAUUUUAAACCACAAUAAAGGUAUUGAAGAUCGUAAAAGAAAAGUACCGGAAUCGGAAGUGUUGGUUCCAGUAAUCACCAGGAGCUCCAGUGAAGAUCAUACUUAUAGUUGUAUUACUUCAGUAAGACAAGAAAGCAAAUAUUCGAGGAAAGAAACUAAUCCCGAUUUUGAUGAGCAGCGAAAGUUAGUAGAAGGGGUAGACGCGCUUCUGAACUUAGCAGGUGUUACUGCGCCACUUAAUCACAAUAGGACACAUCAUGUGCAAGGUAGUAAUUCAACGCCAAAGUCUGAGGGUACAUCAAAGUUGAAAAAACGUUCAGCUCCGAACGAUUACUCGAAUCCACCAGAGAAAAGGCGUAAACAUUGGCCGAAAUGGAGUGAAGGGAAGCGGUAUUUAAAACAAAUUAUAUAAACAUUUUGAUUGUGUGUAUAUACAGCAUUGAAAACUUUUAAUUUUGUUUCCACAUCGAACGGGAAAUCUGUUUUAAAAUUGUGUCUUUAAUAUGAGUUUCGAGACAACGGACUUAACUUUACAUCAUUGACAAUGAAUCAAUUGUCUUUCGAAUACGACUAACGUCAGUAAAGAUUUGCAUCGAAGUUAUUGCCAUUUUUAGGCAAGUAAAGGGGGAUUAAAGUGAAAGAGACGUGAUGUUAUUGUAACGCGUACGAAAGAAAGAAAGAAAGAAAUAAUGUGUGUCAGGUGCAUUUCUAUUGAAAGAAACAAAGGAAAGCGAGGGAAGCAAAAAUUGGCGGACGCUCAGGGUUUAGAACUCGCUAUAUGCCAAAAUGAAUUCAGUAGCAUUAAGCAACAAGCAAUAAUAGGGAGAUAAUGUUAAAAAUUAACUUUCUCAACAUGUUAUUUAAAACAUGAUACAACUAAACAGUUUAUGGAAUGUCAAUGAAGAAAACUAUCGUCUACUAAAACUAAAAUAACGAUAAACUUUUUAGACCUGUUGUGACAAUUAUACAUAUUAAUUCAUAGAGAGUUUAAUUAAUGAUAAUAGAGUUCUAUAUUAGGUUUUUUUGUAGAUAUGUAUAGAAAUAUAAUUGAUAUCUAUUCAAUAGAGAAAUUGAUAAUAUAUUUAAAAAGAAGAUUAUAUAUAUAUAUAUAUAUACAUACACGUACACAUACAUAUUAUUCAUGUUCACACACGUGCUCAUUUGUUUACAUUCGGAAUACAUCUGGUCAUUGUACGCAGCUGUAUGUGUAAAACGUGUGCCGGGAAAAAGGAAAAGAAAAAAACAACUAUCAAUAACAAAAAUUCGAAAUCGAAAUACACCAAAAUAUGGAUUUGAAAUGAGGAAAAUAAUUAUCAUUUCAUGCCUUUUUCUACUCUCUUCGUGGCUUUUGAAAUGAUUUUCAACAAUGCUGUACAUAUGUAGAUCCUAUAAUGUAUGCAUAGACCAGUUUCAAAAUUUUCUUAAAGAAUAUAUAUAUCAGUAACGAAUUGAUAACAUUGAUUGGAACGUAAUAUGUAUAAAACAAGAGGUCAACAUAUUUUUAUAUAAAAAAGAUAUUUAAAAAAAAAAAAAUGAAUAUUAUCUAUAAUAUUAAGAACCUUGUGAAUACCUGAUAAAUAAUGAUAUAUAUAUACAGUGCGUGCACCUAAGCGCGUGCAUAUGUGUGUGUGUGUGUGGUAAAAUAAUGAUGAAAAACUGGUCUUGUAUACAUUAAUAUAUAGUUCUAUAUAGAGAGAACGUAUAUUUUUACAGGGCACUGCCCGCGUGAUAAAAGCUCUUCCUAAUAAUUGCUAAAAAAAAACACAGUUCAUUAGCUUAAAUCAUUUUACUAAUUGUAUUUUGCGUGACACUACAAACACAGCAUGGUAGCGCAGCCUGAACAAUCCAUGUGUUUAAGAUCACAUGCCAUAUAAUGUAAAAUCCUUGUUAAACGAAUAACUACACAAUCUUAUCACUUAUCUCAAUAGUUGAAAGUACUCACUGGAAGAAAUGCUUGGUUACCAAUUUAAAAUGGCAAAAUUUUAAAUCGGAGAUAUUUCUAGUCUUAUGACUAUAUAUAUGUAUAUACACAGAUAUAUAUAUAUAUAUAUGUAAACAUAAAAACCUAUGAAUUAUUAGGUUGAUGAUAAAUGAUAUUUAAGCGUCACAGUUGCAAAAUAAGAAUAAAUUAUUACUUGUAAUAUAUGUUUACUGCUGGCUCAGAUAUAUUCAGACAUAAAACUCAUAACUACUGCUUUUAAAAAGAAACAAAAAAAAAAGAAACAAAGGUGCAAUUUAGUUUAAUUUAUUAACUAUACAUUGUUUAUCGUCUAAUGUUUAAUUCUUAGUUGCGUCUAAAAAUUUGUAAUUUGCCUGAUAGUAAAUUAAUUAAGCGAAGAACUGCGAUAUUUUGUUGGCGAAGUGAUGUAGUUUCAAUCAGUAAGGACGUUGCACUUAACAAAUUACAGUUGUUAUUAAUGUAAAAAUGAUAAUUAAUUUAGCGUCAUGAAAAAGGUACAUUUUAAAGGACAAAUGUUGACACAAGGCGCGCUGCCAGAACGUUUUAUGUGAUUGUAGCUAGUCAAGCUACAAAGAUUAAAAAUCCAAGAUGAAAGGUGCGAGGAAGAAUGCCAUGUUAUAAACGAUCAAGGAAUUUGAAUUUUUGAGAUAUAUAUAUAUAUAUAUAUAUACAUACAUGCAUACAUUCAUAAAUUUUAUGUAAACGUUAAACUAAUCUAUUUACUGCGCGUACUUGUAUGCUUUAAAAGCCCAUGUCUUCAAGCUCAAGACUGGGUAGUUCUUUUCGAAAUUUGUAUACACACAAGUAAGACCAGCUUUUUGUAGAUUUUAUGUUUUUCUAUUUGUCUGUGAUAUUAUUACAAAUCUAAACGUACCUUGUUAUUGUUGUUAUAUUUUGGUGAAACAGAAGUUUUAGAGCUUUAUAAGUUUUAUCAGUUAGAUAAAGGAAAGGGUGUUCCCAUGGUUUUCUGAUAAUAUUAAUUGGCAUUCUUGCUGACACCUAAACAUUCUGAUCUAGAUGGAUAAACUGGCAUCUUUAAAUUAAUAAUAUAUAUAUAUAUAUUGAAAGUAAUAUCACAGUUUUCACUAUCUGUUGAAACUUUUAGUCUAGCUUUCGUUUGCUAUGACUGAAGAUCUGUUCUUCCACGUAGUUUAUUCUAAUCUAAUUAACUAGGGGGUGGGAUGCCAUUUAUAGUAAAUAGUGAUGUAGCUAAUCGAUCCGUCACAAAUUAGAGUAAUCGGUUAGUGAUGCAACAUAAAGCAAUACACCAGUACAUCCUGAUAUUGGGCAAAAUACUCUUGGUCAGCCGGUCAAUGGGAAACACCUAUAAAUCAGUGUAAUAUUUGUAUAGAGACUACUAAGUGUAAAAAUCAUCAAACAAAUAAUUAUAUAAAGUAACUAAUUUAUUGAGUAUUUUUUGUAUAUUGUUAUAGCUUAUACAUGAUAGAAGUAUCAUUCUUUUUUCUUAGUGAUCCUUUAAAGCGUUAAAAUUAUUAUUUAUCAUGGCACUGAAUCAUUGAUUACCGCUGUUAAAUGUGACCGGUUGACUCAGAUAAAACACCAUCGAUAAUUAAAACACCAAAAAGCAAAUGUACGAAGCAAAUCAUAUAUUUCAUCGCAACUAGCCACGGACAAUCAAAAUGUAACAUGGUGUUUAAUUUGCUUCCAUUACAUGACAUCGUGCCAAACGCAGAAAUCAUUUAUUUUGAGGAACAGAUGUUUAUUUAUAUGUGUAUCUACAUAUUGUAUAUUGUACGAAUUUUGUUAGCGUAAUAUAUAAUAUUAUUAUUAUUAUUAUUAUUAUUAUUAUUAUUAUUAUUAAUAAUAUAAUUAUUACUCAUUUUAAACGAAGUCCAUUGUAAAAUGUUUGUUAAGUUUUUGACCUUGCUUAUAUAAUUGAGUAGAAUAUUUAAUAUUUUAGAUUGUAACCAAAACCGAACUUUAUUAAUGAAAAAAAUGUGAAAAAUUAAAUGUAAGCGGAGUUGAUUAUUUAAAUUUGCAACCUUGUCGAAUAUGCUAUAACAUUAUACAUAAUAUAAUCAUGAAUGAAGUUAUUGAAUGCAAAACAUGUAAAAUGCAAAGAUCAAUUGUUGUUAAUCCAUGUUAAUUUGAAUAUAAUAUAUUAAUAUAUAUUUCUAUAUUUAAA
Molecule: messenger RNA, 6337 nt
Organism: Osmia bicornis bicornis
Lineage: Eukaryota; Metazoa; Arthropoda; Insecta; Hymenoptera; Megachilidae
Product: forkhead box protein N3-like
Exons: 6
Coding region: 1144-2643 (499 amino acids)
Biological process (GO): regulation of DNA-templated transcription
Cellular component (GO): nucleus
Molecular function (GO): cis-regulatory region sequence-specific DNA binding; DNA-binding transcription factor activity
Source: RefSeq, a predicted model, not a curated record